This is a messenger RNA of Xenopus laevis (African clawed frog), 1366 nucleotides long. RefSeq lists its product as uncharacterized. Lineage: Eukaryota; Metazoa; Chordata; Amphibia; Anura; Pipidae. The transcript is spliced from 4 exons. The coding region runs from base 316 to 1113 and encodes 265 amino acids. The record is from RefSeq and is a predicted model, not a curated record.
UUAAGCCCCAGCCAAUUAAUAUAUGUUUUAAUAUAUGUUUUAAAGGCUGAAUGGCAGCUAAAGGCAAUAUUUAACUACAAUCUGUACACGAAACACAGAAAGAAAUCGCCAUUAAUAAUUUUAUUUCUUGUUGAUGCUGAUGAUUUAUAUCAGACUUGCCCUGAUACACGGCUGCACAUGUGACCAUAUAGUUGUUACAGUUGGUCACAGCUCAGUCUUGUACAGUUAGUGACAGUUGGUCUCAGUACAUGGUUUGACUCAGACCAGCGUGCAUCUUGCGUUUUUUUUUCCUUCUGGAAAGUGAAUUCCCCAAUUAUGGGAGAUAAAUUGCCUCCAGCGAUGGAGAAGAGUACUCCUCCAAUAAGGAGUGAGGAAAAUCAUCAACUUUUUGCUGCUACAAAGGCAGAGAUGGAAAAGGACAAGGGGGAUACCAUCACGGUGAAGAGAAAGAUGGACAUCAGCGCUGAAAAGGAAAGUGGGAGAAAAAGGAAGAAAAAGGUGAAACAUCAGUGCAGUGACGAGAUCAAGGAGGAGGAUAAUAUGAAGAAAGAAAAGAAGAAAGAAAAGAAGGGAAGAAAAAGACCCCGAAAAGAUGAGGAACCCAAAACAGAGGAAGCAGGAAGUGAGCAGAAGAGGCCCCACCAAGAAGAAGUUCCUCUCCAUGUUGCAGUCUGCACGUGUCAGAUCCCCGCAUUGCUUGGGAUUGGUUCAUUUGGCAAAGUGCCAUCGGUGGAUUUCGACAAAACAAUUGAAGAGCCGCUGUCAUUCUUGGAGUCUUCAGAAUGCCUCACGCCGUCAUCCGAGUUGGAGCACCCAAGCCAUUGUUGGACAUCCAGUAAUCUCUGCCAUUCUCAGGCCCAACCAAUGGCCAUCAACUCUCCAUACCAUCCGUCUCCAUUUGGUCCUUUUGGCUUCUCCAUCCAGCCUUACACUGCAUAUUGGCCUCAUGUCGGCUUCUACCAACAGCCUUUUCCAUCAGUUCCUUAUAAUCUCCAUCCUUUCCUUGGUCCUGUUAUUAGACCUCCGCCAGUUUCAGUCUUAGUCCCAGUUUAUCAUAACCUGCCUCUUGAUGUCGUCAACACCCCUUGGCCUUUUCCAUCACACCUGCAGUAACCAUCGUCCUUUGGCUCUAUCAGUGGCCUUUAACAUCUUCAGUCUCUGGCCUUUGUCACUUUUCCCUAACGCUUAUUUUUGACUCUUCAUUGUUACUAACACUUGUUCUUUCAAUCUGCCUCUAGCCUUUUCCAAUGGCUACUGUCUCUGGCCCAUUACAUCGGCCUUUUCCAUCACUUGCCUUUACUUCUAGCCCAUAACAUCGGCUACUGUCUCUAGCCCACUCCAACGGCCCAAACACUAGCCCAUUCCA